GCUACUUCUCUGUCGGUCACAUGACUUUACAUCCGCUCAGUGACUGUUGCUGUUUGGCAGCUAUGACAACAACUUUGAAAGUUGAAUGAAUGGCCUCUGUGAAGAAGAAGCAGCUACCCUCCUCUAAAGCGCAUCAAAAGUGUCUGAAAUGCACCGUACACUUGGACAUUCAGACAGUCACAUGUCCAGGAGUGCUUCUUUCUAAAAAGAAAGAGGUCUACCUCAGUGUGUGUAUCAUGGGCCAGUACAGGAAGACUCCCUGUUUGCCCCCCGUCUUCCCUUUACGCUUCCGCCACAGAAUGGUUUUUGUCAAGACUUUCCACGGCGUUGUUGACCCUGCUGAUGUAGCUGACCUCCUCGAAGCUGACACAACAUCUUUUGAGCUGAUUCAGUUGGUGCCUCCAGAGGGUGAGGUCCUAGCCACGAUGGAGGAAAGCAGCAGAGAUUUCCUGUACCCUGGUCCCAGAGUGAGCUCCAGAGAAGGAGCUACAGAGAGAGAAAUACUGAUGAAGAGGUCUUCCUCCUUUCCUGGAAUCUCCCCCAAAGUGGAGUUUGCCACAACAUCAGUCAUAGAAGAGAGUGAUGGGAGAGACAGCUGGCCUGCUUUGCCUAACUGCUGUUUCUCUCCAGUGAAGCGAUCCUUACCCUCAUCCAAACAGAACUCAGAGAAAAAGUCCUCACCGUCCAGUGGGCACUUUUCCAGAAUAGAUGAUGGGAACUCUAUCUCCUUGAAAGGUGGAAAGGAAAAGCUAAAUAUUGAGGCUAGCAUAACAAACUCUGUACCAUCACCAUCAUCCAGACACUCGCCUCCAUUAUCACCAUCUGGUCGCAGUCCCUGGAAAAACAAGAGGGAAAAAAUGCACGCUUCUCCCAGACUUGUAGACUCCAGCUACCAGCAGCCCACUGUGUCCUCAAGGGCACGAGCCCUGUCCCCCUACACUCACCGCAAGAUGUGCCAGCUUUCAGAGGACGCCAGGCAGAGGCUCAGCCACCUUCAGCUGGGGCCUCACCUCUUCAGGAAGGAGACAGAGAGCCAGCCACCCUUCUUGGUCUCUCAUUGCAGUAGCAUCUCUGGGAUGGGAACCCCUUCCUCCUCUCCCCACAGUGUUGGCACGCAUCGACGCUCUUUGAGCUUUUCAGUUGAUCAAACAGAUUCUUCUCUCCUGGGUACUUACAGACCAAGAUCAACCAGGGCGAAGUCAGGCUCUAUGAGGGUCCAGUCAUCUCCAGAGACACGGCCCAGACAUGAAGCCCAGACCAAAAGCCCUGUGAUGGGUUCGGCUUCUGCUCAGUCUCCCCUUGUCAUGUCAGACUCCAGACGUCCUCUGAAUCUCAGCAACCAGUCCUUAAGAGAAAGGCUCCAACCCAGUCCAUCCCACUGGGAAGAGAUCCAUAGCCGAGUCCAGAAGAUCCUGCAGACGCACAGAGCCAUCUGGGACCACAGAGUGAACUUUGACCUUUAACCUUCUGAUCUAAAAAGCGACCAAAUAAUUUAUUCAAGGUAUUAAGACUUGUCACUGUUAAACUAGUAAGUCUAAUAAUGCAUAAAUCCUAAUCACAGUUUCUAUAGGCUGCACUAACCUGUUGCUCUUUUACUGUACCUACCGUAUGUUGUCUGUAGGAAUGGAUGCACACACACAUCCAGACAGAAACACACCUUCGUAACCUCAAGAUUUUAUCAUUCAGUGAGUCAAACCAUCUCACACACAUGUCUUUAUUUAUCUCAUGCUGAUGUUCAUUUACAUUUCAAACCUUCCCAGGCACCUGCUGAGCCGAUGUUUGUCGUCAUUACUCUUUGAAAAGGCAGGAAAUUUGCAGGGGUUAUGUUCAAAUGCGUAGAGUCACGGCUUCCCUCCCACCCAUCAGCUGGGCUGUGUUUUAAACGCCCCAAUGGUGAAACUUAACUGAGACGUUGUCUAAUUUCUCUAAAGCCAUGUGUGAAAUUGGCUCAGUUAUAAAGAGGCAACAUUUUGUGUGUAUGUUUUUUUGGGGGGGCAUGGUGGAUGUAAGCUGCAGCUGUUGAGGGCUCAUCUCAAACAACACAAAAGAGAAACAAGUAGGAAGCCAAGAGCCACCGUUGGGAGCCAAGCUACAA
Lates calcarifer (barramundi perch) is the source of this 2095-nucleotide messenger RNA. RefSeq names its product spermatogenesis associated 6 (gene spata6). Bases 90 to 1463 code for a protein of 457 amino acids. Gene Ontology annotation, biological process: spermatogenesis. The transcript has 11 exons. NCBI's taxonomy places the organism in Eukaryota, Metazoa, Chordata, Actinopteri, Centropomidae. The record is from RefSeq and is a predicted model, not a curated record. Gene Ontology annotation, molecular function: myosin light chain binding.